AUGGGUCUUUUAUCAAUUAUCAAGAAGCAAAAACUCAAGGACCGGGAGAGUAGAUGUCUAGUAUUGGGCUUGGAUAACUCAGGUAAAUCUACGGUAGUGGACUGGAUUCUGGCCUCUUAUAAGAAUCGGCCGCGCCAAUUGGUAACGCCUACAGUGGGAUUUCAAAUCCACACGGUACCUUUCCAAAAUCACAGCGUUCAACUGUGGGAUAUUGGAGGGCAAUCGACGCUUCGCCCAUAUUGGGAUAACUACUUCGACAAGACGGAUGUGCUGCUCUGGGUGAUAGAUGCUGCAGCUGCAGCUAGAUUGGGCGAAUCCGUAGAUGAAUUAAAGACGAUCCUGCAAAACCGAGACCGCUUGGGCUACAACUGUCGAAUCAUCGUUCUUGUUAACAAAAAGGACUUGGUCGCAGACCUGGACCCCGUAAUCGUGCGAUUAAAAACAGAUUUAAGUGAAAUGUUGAAGCUGGAGAACGUACCCAUUGAAGUGUGUCCCACAAGUGCUUUAACCGGAGAUGGUUUGGAUGGCUUGAUGCCAAUGAUAGUGGAAAAGUCGGCUCGCAAGCUGUAG
Messenger RNA from Lachancea nothofagi CBS 11611, 570 nucleotides. NCBI's taxonomy places the organism in Eukaryota, Fungi, Ascomycota, Saccharomycetes, Saccharomycetales, Saccharomycetaceae. The record is from the annotation of a GenBank genome assembly.